Messenger RNA from Patiria miniata (bat star), 2953 nucleotides. It is a transcript of the gene ssb, whose product is annotated as lupus La protein homolog. Gene Ontology annotation, cellular component: ribonucleoprotein complex; cytosol; cytoplasmic stress granule. NCBI's taxonomy places the organism in Eukaryota, Metazoa, Echinodermata, Asteroidea, Valvatida, Asterinidae. The record is from RefSeq and is a predicted model, not a curated record. The coding region runs from base 288 to 1565 and encodes 425 amino acids. The transcript is spliced from 13 exons. Gene Ontology annotation, biological process: positive regulation of translation; RNA processing. Gene Ontology annotation, molecular function: RNA binding.
UCUAGAGGGCGCUGUUUUAAAUAAUCUUCCUGAUGCAAGCGUGGGGAUUUUGUCGUAAUCAGAAUUUCAUAAACGUUUCUCAUACACCGUUUUAUUAUUAUAAAUCGAGGCUUGAAAAGAAAUUGUAGGAAUAGGCUUACUGUAGAGUCCAAUAUUUUGGUGAGUUUGUAUCAAGCUAGUACUUGACUGUUUCUUAAUUCUACUUUCUCGGAGGAGGCUAGUUUCAUUCAACUCGGCAUUGUCGUAGUGUUGUUGACAACUCAUCUGUAUCUGGCAAUCAAUGAAUCAUGGCAGACAAUGGCACAAGUGAGCCCUCCGAACUUGAGAAGAAAAUCAUCAGGCAGAUUGAGUAUUACUUUGGAGAUGUCAACCUGAAACGGGAUCGUUUUCUGCAAGAGCAAGUCAAGGAAGACGAUGGGUGGGUUCCUCUGGAAAUAAUGGUCAAAUUUAACAGACUCAAGAUUCUCUCUGAGGACUUCAAUGUCAUCACCACGGCUCUGGAGAAGUCUACAGCCAACCUCAUGGAAAUCAGUGAAGACAAAAGCAAGAUUCGCCGUAGGACAACUAAGCCGCUUCCUCAAGACACAACAGAGUACAGAAAGAAUCUCAGAGAAAAGAGUGUAUACUGUAAAGGAUUUCCAUUGGAUACUAACAUCGGGCAGGUUGAAGAAUUUCUGGACAGGUUUGGAGAGACAGAACACAUCAACAUGAGGCGGGAUGGGGACAAGAAAUUUAAGGGCUCAGUAUUUGCCACAUUUAAAGACCAGGAGGCGGCUAAGAAGUUUCUGGAAGAGGAGGGCCUGAAGUACGGAGAGACCGAUGUCAUCAAAAUGACCAAAGAGGAGUAUUUCAUGAAGAAAACUGAUACAAGAAAACAAAAGAAAGAAGAGGAAAAACUGAAGAAACAACAGGCAAAAGAGAAGAAGGAGAGGGAAGCCAUAGAGGCGCAAAAGGCUGACUUUGGUGAUUAUGAGAAGGGCUGCAUUCUGUUCUUCAGUGGAGCUAACGACCAGACAUCCAGGGAAGACUUGAAAGAAUUAUUCUCCGAGUACGGAACAGUCAGCUGGAUAGAUUUUGGCAGAGGUCAAACAGAGGGUCACAUUCGCUUUGACAAAGACACCCCUGCGGCUGGCGUGCUUGAGAAGGCAAAAGCAGCCGACAGCAAACUGACAGUGAGGGGAUGUGAACUGGAGACCCGCGUGCUGGAAGGCGAGGAGGAAGAGGAACAUUGGGCCAAGAUACACGAGAACAUGUCCAUGGUUCGACUCAAGAAACAACAAGGUCGCAAGGGUAAAUAUAGCAAGGGCAGGCCAACCAAGACAAAAGGGCCUCGAGAUUCAUCAUCGGUGCAGUACCAAGGAAAGAAGACUGUCUUCAAGGAUGACAGUGAUGACGAGGGCGAGGAUGAUGAAGGGGAUGAGGCUGCUGCAUCAGGGGAUGAAGCAGAGCAACAAGAAGAAGUACCAGCAGAGAGUAAAGGUACAAAGCGCCCUCUGGAGGAACCAGAGGAUCAGGCUGAGGAAGCCCCUGCCAAACAGAUCAAGAUUGGAGAAGAGACAAGUUAGGACAAUUAUUAAAGGGACCUCGACUUUUCUGCCAAAAAGCACCAACAAAGUCCAAUUGUAUUUCGUUCUCCAUCAGUGAGCUUUUAUACUUCAACCCUGAGUGUAACAUCUUGGGAGAAGUUUGUGGAAAUGCAAUUUGUAACUUGUCUUUCCAUAUGAGAAAUGUGGUUCUGAAAAGAAUGAAAAGUGUUAAGCUGCUGAGAUCACACUAUGGAAUCUUUCAGGAACAGUUUCUCUUAGAAUUGGUGACUUCAAAUAAUGUUUUCACAGACCUCUCCUAGGUUGGAGUCUCUGUUAUACAAAGCCUUAAAUAGUCGUAGGUCAAAACGUUAUUGUAUAUUGGUUACGCAAUAGCCUGCUGCCGCGAGAGGGCGUAAUCACGACGAACCGCUAUCACCCACAAACUGCAUACAUUUGACAAAACAGAUGUGCUCACAUGACAUAUACCGCUACAAGAUUCCCAAGACGUUAUCGUGAUAGCGCGCUCUCGUGGCUGAAUUUUAUCAUGUAUCUGAUAUACAAUGACAUCGUGACCCAAGACUAAGCCUUCAGUCGUAGUGAUGAGUUGUUGAUCACCAGAUUUGGAAAUCCCCAAGUGCAGCUUUUCAUGAUUUUAUGCAAUUUUUCUAGGGCGUCACUGAUGGUGUAUUUGUUCAUUCAAACCUAAUUUCAAACAAUACACAGUGCUUGAAUGUUUUGGGCAGUCUACAGUAUGCUUUUUACUUAUUUUUAAAUCUGGAAAAGAAAAAAAACUAUCAAGCAAAGAGUUGUGACUGAAACAAUUACAAGUAGUGUAAUUUUGAUAUUUCUGUCUUUUAAGUCUAUGCUUUAAACAUUGAUUCAAGAUUUUUUUUUUAACCAAAAUUGAAAGAAGUUUUAGCUGAAGAAUUUCGUAGUCUGAGAGCUAAGUCGUUUCUUUUGCAGAAAAUCAUAGCAAAGUAGCAUAGUAUGAAUGUUAAGACUAUUACGGAUACUAAAAAUCCCAGAAACGUUGCCUAGGAAUGUUUUUUCUGUUCUCUAAAAAUAUGGCUCAGAAGUUGGAACAGGAUAGUUCUCAUCACAAAUUGGUUUUUUGUUUUAGGUGGCUUAUAAAAUGCUAAUCUGACAAGAAAACGAAAACAUCAUAGAGCUUAAUUUGAGGUCAAAAUUACAAGCAAUUAAAAAAAAUAAUUUUUUCCCCCAGAAAGUGUAAAUAGUUUUACCUUGGUUAUCAUGUAUCUGUGGGUUAUGAUUGAGAUUUUAAUGACUUUCAACUUUGUGUUGCAUCGUGCGAUUGGCCAUGAAAUGACAGAUGAUGCAAACCUUUGUGUUGUCCAUUCCUUUUAAGGUUUUUUAUGAAAGUUAAAACGCUCUUUUCCAUUUUUAAUAAAAACAAACCAGAAAUUUAA